AGAAGCUUUAUAAAUACAUCUACCGACAGUCCUCUCUUCCAAACAUAGAAGAAAAAAAUGGAGAAGAAGAAAAUGAAUUCAGUGGCAGCUAUGGCUAUGGUGUUUUUGAUCCUUUUAUCGGCCAACAUCGACACAGUCGGCGUCGCUGCUCAAGGCGUCAAUUGCUAUGAUAACUGCAACACCGGAUGCGCCGGUCUCCCAUCCAAGCAAUAUAUCAAAUGUGAUAAGAAGUGCCACAAAAGAUGUGGAGAUGAUGACAAAAUUGAUGGAAACGUUGGUUGAAAGUGAUGAAAUUUACUAGCAAGCUAUUACUAUAUGGAGUUCUACAAAUUUACUUCUCUCUUCGAUAAUAAACUUUACUUGUACUAUGACUUUUUACUAUAAGAUGCAUUGUAUGAUGAUGAAACUAUGUACUACUAUUUGAUAUUAUAAUUCGCAAUUCAAUAAGCAAAACUAGUCGAGUCAAAAUUAAAUUUGCCAACGCUAUAAAUGAAGAAUUCAAAUA
Molecule: messenger RNA, 505 nt
Organism: Solanum pennellii
Lineage: Eukaryota; Viridiplantae; Streptophyta; Magnoliopsida; Solanales; Solanaceae
Exons: 3
Coding region: 58-282 (74 amino acids)
Source: RefSeq, a predicted model, not a curated record